CGACGUGUUUCCGUGGUGAAAAGGGAGGUUAAUUGGACUUGAGGACUUGUUGGCUCUUUCUCCGGCUGCUUUACGCACGGCGGCGGCGGCGCGGCGCGGCGCGGAGCGGCUGUGGCGCACCUGAGUCCGCUGCCUGCGCUCUUUGUGGAGCGGCAGGAUGAUCCCGGCGCGUCCGAGCCGCUGAACCUACCAUGGUGACAUUACCCCAGCCGUGCUGAACCCCCGCUGGAUACGCAGCCGCUCAGUGUGGGCUCCGGGGAGUCCAGGUGCCACCGGGGCAGAGCUGAUGUGGCCGCUCGGAGCGGCCGGCCGGGAUUUGACAGAGCGCAGGAGUGGGGGAUGCCAGAGAAACCCUAGAGAGACUGUCCUCGGCCUCUUUCACCUGGAUCCGACACGGCCCGAGCGCAGCCAUGGCCUCUGAGGUGGUGUGUGGGCUGGUCUUCAGGUUGCUGCUGCCAGUCUUUUUAGCAGCUGCCUGCCUCUUCAGGUACAAUGCCCUGUCCUUCGUCUACCUCAUCUACCUCCUGCUUAUUCCGCUCUUCGCGGAGCCGACGAGCACCACGAUGCAAGGCCACACAGGCCGUCUGCUGCAGUCCCUCUGCUUCACCAGUAUGUCCUUCCUGCUGCUCCACAUCAUCUAUCAGAUUACCGUCAACAGCCUCCUGGCCGGGAAGUCCAUCGCCUCCGACUUCAACUGUUCCACGUGGGAAAAAUCGCUUCGACAGAUUGGCUUCGAGAGCGUGAUCGGCGCAGACGCCGGGAACGGCAUCCGGGUCUUCUUCCCCGACAUCGGCAUGUUCGUGGUGGGCCUGGCCAUCUGGCUGCUGUGCCGCAGCCUGGUCCAGAAGAGGCCCCCCGAGGACAUGGCCCAGUACAACGCUGACUUCGAAGCGGAGGAGCAGGAGGAAGAGGAGAAGCUGAGCCUGGACGACAACAUCCUGCUGGAGGAGGACCUGGAGGCCGGGUACGAGGCCGAGGAGGACGAGGACGACGAGGAGCUGGGCGGGGAGGAGGAGGAGGAGGAGGAGGAAGAGGAGGACGAGGAAGAGGUGAAGGAGAGCGCCAAGAUGAAGGUGCUGCGGCUGGUGGCGCAGGUGGCGUCCAAGGUGAAGGAGAUCAUCGGGAACCUGAUCACCACUGCGGGGAAGGUGGUGGUCACCAUCCUGCUGGGCCUGACCGGGGUCAUGCUGCCCUCGUUGACCUCGGCCGUUUACUUCUUCAUCUUCCUCUUCCUGUGCACCUGGUGGUCGCUCUGCCGCACCUUCAACACGCUCAUCUUCAGCUGCAUGUGCGUCCUGAUGGCCAUCUUCAGCGCCGGACACCUCAUCGUGCUCUACCUCUACCAGUUCCAGUUCUUCCAGGAGUCCAUCUCGCCCAGCGACGACUACAUCAGAGUGUUUGGCCUGUCGCCCAUCGUCCAGACCAACUGCUCUCACACGUGGAAGCUCAUGGUGCACCCGGAGCGGAAGUGGUACCACUUUGUGAACCCCAUCAUGCUGCUGGUGCUCUACUACACCCUGGCCACGCUCAUCCGCCUCUGGCUGCAGGAGCCCAUCGACCAGCUGAUGGACGACAAGGAGGACGAGGCGUGUGAGGAGGAGGAGGAGGGAAACCGGUCCAGCAGCUCGGCCAACAGGAAGAGGCAGAUGUGGUGGGGUGCCCGACGAGGCACCGACGAGAAAAACGCGGUUCCCACCUCCAACGGCACGUCGUUUGAAUUCAUCACGACGGAGAAUGGACCGGUCUGUCUGGACCUGUACUCCACCCCUCAGUACAAAAUGGACCAUCCCGGUAACGGCACCGAGAAGAAGGACGAGUGUGUGUAUGAAGUGUGUUUGCCCCCGGAGGAUUCACCGCUGAAGGAGUCUGAGAGUGAAGAGAACGAGAUCAGGAAGAAGGGACUCGGAGCCAUGGUGAAAGCCUUCCACUUCAUCAUGAAACAGAGCUACAUCUGUGCUCUCAUCGCCAUGAUGGCCUGGAGCAUCACGUACGUCAGCUGGCUGACGUUUGUCUUCCUCAUCUGGUCGUGCACGCUGUGGAUGGUGAGGGACCGGCGGCGGUACGCCAUGCUGUCGGCGCCGUUCAUGGUGGCCUAUGGCAACCUGCUCAUCGUCCUGCAGUACAUCUGGAGCUUCGAGAACAUGAAAGAAGUGGCGGGCUUUUUUGUGAAGAAGGACAACCCCUUCCACUCGCUCUCAUCCAAGGUUCUGUGUCUGCUCAGCUUCUGGUUACUGCUGAGACAGACGCUCAUGGAAAAAGAAGAAAAACUGAAGGAAGACAGCGCCGGACUGUCAGACGUUCACGUGGAGGAGGAGAAGAAGAAGAGGAAGGAGGAGGAGGAGCGUGAGGAUGGCGGCGAGCCGGACGUCAUGCAGGUCCUGGGGAACCUGGUGAUGGCGCUGCUGGUCAAGUACUGGAUCUACAUCUGCAGCGGCAUGUUCUUCUUGGUCAGCUUCGAGGGAAGAGUCGUCAUGUACAAGAUCAUCUACAUGAUGAUGUUCGUGUCCUGCGUGGCGCUCUAUCAGGUCGACUACGAGCGCUGGAGGCGCAUCCUCAAGUACUUCUGGAUGUCGGUGGUCAUGUACACCAUGCUGGUCCUGGUGCUGGUCUACACCUUCCAGUUCACCGACUCCGAGAAGUUCUGGGUCAAAGCACUGCACAUGAAGGAAGAGAGCCUGGCGGACCUGGGCCUGGAGCGCUUCACGGUGACCAAGCUCUUCACCAGGAUCUUCAUCCCCACCUCCUUCCUGCUGGUCUGCAUCCUCCACCUGCACUACUUCCACGACCGCUUCCUGCAGCUGACCGACCUCCAGGCCGUGGUGGCUAAAGAGGAGAGCACCAUCUACAGGCUGGUGCACCAGGACGGCAGCCUGGCCGACCUCACCAUGCUCAGCGCCAGCUCGGUGGACACGGCGCUGUCCAGGAGGGAGGAGGAGGAGGCCUGGGGCCAGGAGCUGGAGCUGGACCGGGACCGGGACCGGGACCAGGCUCUGGUGGUGGUGAUGGACGAUGCCGACGCCACCCGGGAGAAGCCCAAAAGCCUCUCGGACCAGCGGCAGUCCAGCACCGAGGAGAGCCAGCGCAGUGCGGCGACGGAGCCCGAGCCCAGCACGGACCAGACCUCGGAUUUGAAGAACAAAUGGCACCUGGUGGUGGACCGCCUGACGGUGCUCUUCCUCAAGUUCCUGGAGUAUUUCCACAAACUGCAGCUGUUCGUCUGGUGGCUGCUGGAGAUCCACAUCAUCAAGAUCGUCUCCUGCUAUAUGAUCCUGGUCUCAGUCCGGGAGGUGUCUUUGUUCAACUAUGUGUUCGUGGCGUCCUGGGCCUUCGCGCUGCCCUACAGCCAGUACCGGCCGCUUGCCUCCAGUGUUUGCACAGUCUGGACGUGUGUCAUCAUCGUGUGUAAAAUGGUGUACCAGCUGAAGACUAUAAACCCUCCGUCAAACUAUCAGAACUGCACCAUGUCGGACAGCUACUCCACGGACGAGAGGAUGGCGCUGAAGGAGUCGUUGCUGUACCGUGCGCCGGUGGAUCCGGCCAACUGGGUGGGCCUGAAGAAGGAGGCUGACAUGCUGGGUUACCUCAGGAACAACCUGCUGAUGCUGGCCCUGCUGGCGUUUGAAGUGACCAUCUACCGCCACCAGGAGUACUUCCGGCUGAGGAACAAGCUGCCGCCGCCCGCCGCCAGGACCAUCUUCCACGACAUCACGCGGCAGCACCUGGACAUCGGCAUCAUCUGCUUCAUCAAAUACUUCAUCAACUACUUCUUCUACAAGUUUGGCCUGGAGACAUGCCUGCUGCUGGUGGUCAACGUCAUCGGCCAGAGGAUGGACUUCUACGCCAUGCUCCACGCCUUCGCCCUGAUCGCGGUCAUGUACCGGCGGAGGAGGAAAGCCAUCGCCGAGAUCUGGCCCAAGUACUGCUGCUUCCUGGCCUGCAUGCUGACCUUCCAGUACUUUGUGUGCAUCGGGAUCCCGCCUGCCGCCUGUAAAGAUUAUCCCUGGAGGUUUCCCAACUCCACCACCGACUCCAACGUGGUCAAGUGGCUCUACGUGCCGGACUUCCGCACCCAGCCCAACCCCAACUUCCUCAUCUACGACUUCAUGCUGCUGCUCUGUGCCUCCCUCCAGAGGCAGGUCUUUGACGACGAGAACAAGGCGGCGGUCCGCCUCAUGGCGGGGGACAACGUGGAGAUCUGCAGAGACCUGGACGCCGCCUCCUUCAGCGUGCACAACCCCGUCCCCGACUUCAUCCACUGCAGGUCGUACCUGGACAUGCUGAAGGUCAUCAUGUUCAGCUACCUGUUCUGGUUCGUCCUCACCAUCAUCUUCAUCACCGGCACCACGCGGAUCUCCGUCUUCUGCAUGGGCUACCUGGUGGCCUGCUUCUACUUCCUGCUGUUCGGGGGCGAGCUCCUGCUGAAGCCCAUCAAGAAGAUCCUCCACUACUGGGACUUCCUCAUCGCCUACAACAUCUUCGUCAUCACCAUGAAGAACAUCCUGUCGAUCCUGGCCUGUGGCUACAUCAAGUCUCUGGUUGAGAACCGGUGCUGGUUGAUCCAGCUGUUCAGUCUGGCCUGCACCAUCAAGGGAUACGACACCAAAGUGAACCAGGAACACCGAGAUGUUAAUGAGCACUGCGACCUUCCCAGUGACGAGGCCGGGAUCAUCUGGGACAGCAUCUGUUUCGCCUUCCUGCUGCUGCAGAGACGAGUCUUCAUGAGCUACUACUUCCUCCACGUGGUGGCGGACAUCAGGGCGUCCCAGAUCCUGGCCUCCAGGGGGGCGGAGCUUUUCCAGGCCACCAUAGUGAAGGCGGUGCGAGCCCGACUGGAGGAGGAGCGCAAGUCUGUGGAGCAGCUGAAGAGACAGAUGGAGCGCAUUAAGGUGAGGCAGCAAAAGUUUAAGAGGGGCAAGGAGAGGAUGCUGAGCAUGGCCCAGGAGUCUGGAGACGGACAGACGCUGGUCCAGCCGGAGGACGAAGACGAUGAUGACGGAGCACAGCGAACGAAAGCCAAGACCAAAAAAAAGCAGUGGUGGAGGCCGUGGGUUGACCAUGCUUCCAUGGUCAGGAGUGGAGACUAUUACUUGUUUGAAACCGACAGUGAGGAGGAAGAGGAGGAGGAGGAGAAAAAGGACGAGGAGCCGCUGAAGAAGUCUGCCUUUCAGCGAGCCAUUGGAAAGUUUGUGUCUGCCGUUCUGGCUUUACCCAAGUCUAUCAUUAAGCUGCCUAAAUCUGUGCUGCAGUAUGUAGUGAAGGCAGGAAAGUUUCUGUACCAAGCCUGGAUCACCGACCCCAAAGCCGCCCUGCGGGCCCGAGGCAAGGACCGGCGCAAGUUCUGGAAGAAAUACACCAAAGGAAUGAGGCACAGGAAGAGCAAGAAGGAUGCAGGUCAUGUGACCAUCGAUCUCGGGGAGCUGUCUGACGAACAGGAGAAAGGAGACGACAACAAGAAGUCAGACGGUCCAGACAACAUCAUCAAGCGGGUGUUCAACAUCAUCAAGUUCACCUGGGUGCUCUUCCAGACCACCAUCGACAGCUUCACCAAGUGGAUGAACGACAUGUGCAGAGAGUACAUCGACAUCUCCACCGUGCUGCGCAUCGAGCGCUGCAUGCUCACCCGGGAGGUCAAGAAGGGCAAUGUGCCGUCCAGAGAGAGCAUCCACGUGUACUACCAGAAGGCCAUGAGGCUCAACAUGUCCAGACAGGCCAGCAUGGACCAGCUGAGCGAGGAUGACACGGCCUCGGGAUCCAGCCGGGCGCCCCGCAGACGGGGAGGCUAUCGCAUGGAGAGCCAGGACUCCACGGCCUCCAGAGACAGCAUGUCCAGCGCCUUCACCGAGGCCACCACGCUGUUCUCCCGCCAGUCCACGCUGGAGGACAUGGACGCAGAGAGCAUCCCCAAAACCAGCGAGCGAGCCAGGCCCAAGCUGCGCAAGAUGUACGGCCUGGACGUGUCCACGUCCUCCAUGGACAGUGGCAGCAGUUUCAUCUCCAGUGAAGCAACGCAGUGUGUGAUGCUCUACUCCAGACAGGGAACCACAGACACCAUCGAGGAGGCGGAGGACGAGCAGGACCAGGUGGAGGACGAGCAGGACCAGGUGGAGGACGAGCAGGAGGACCAGCUGGAGGACGAGCAGGUCCAGGUGGAGGACAGGGAGGUCCAGCUGGAGGACGAGCAGGUCCUGGUGGAAGACAGGGAGGACCAGCUGGAGGACGAGCAGCCAGUUUCCUGGCAGUUCACACAGUUUGAGGAGAUUCCGGGGGCAGAUGGUGGAGAAUGGAGUGAUGGAGAACCCAGAGAGGAAGAAGAGGAGCAGGAGGAAGAUGAAGGACAGCAGGGGUUGGAGGUAGUGGAGGAGGCUCCCUGGGAGUCCUUUGGCCCCGAUGAGGGCCCCUCCCUCAGGCAGGAGGUGGAAUACUCUGCAGGCUUCAUCACAGAGAGUGAGGACUUCCUGCAGACCGGCUGUCCGGACGGACUGCACUACACGCCUGAUACCGACGCGUCCAAGACUUCCGACGCCGACGUGCCUCCCAGUUACAGCAAGGCGGUGAGUUUCGACCGUCUGGAGGUGAGCGACGACGAGAGCGACACCUACAGGAAGAGGCGCCUGCUCAUGACCUCCGACAGCCGCUCGGACAGCCGCUCGGACAUCAUGCUGCCCUCCAUGACCACCGAGCUGACCGCCAGUGAGCUGCUGCUCAACAAGAUGUUUUACGACGAGGAGCUGGAGCAGUCCGAUAAGUUCUACCAGGGCCAGCCUCUCGUCCUGCAGCUCUGCUACGCCCUCUACAACAUGCUGGUGGCGCACUCGGAGCAGGUGUGUUACCUGGUCAUCAUCAUCAACCACAUGGUGUCGGCCUCCUUUGCCACGCUGGUCCUCCCCAUCACCAUCUUCCUCUGGGCCAUGCUGUCGGUGCCCCGGCCCAGCAAGCGCUACUGGAUGACCGCCAUCAUCUACACCGAGUUCACCAUCGUCACAAAGUACUUCUUCCAGUUCGGCUUCUUCCCUUUUAACAAGAAUCCGAUGGACAAAUCCAAACCGUAUCAUCCUCCCAACAUCAUCGGUGUGGAGAAGAAAGAGGGCUACGUCCACUAUGACCUGGUCCAGUUACUGGCUCUCUUCUUCCACAGGUCUAUCCUGAAGUGUCACGGUCUGUGGGACGAAGACGACCCCAAAGAGAAGAAGGAGCCUUCUCGUCACAGUGAGUCUGAGGAUGAGAGGAAAGACAAGGAGGAGAGUGAGCGGGAGUCGGAGCCGGCCUCGUCGCUCAUCAGUGAGCAGAGGAGCUCCACCCACACCCUCAGAUCCAUCAACUUCGGGACCUCCGUCGAUUCGGGACACGUCCAGGUGCAGUACCCGCCGCCGCAGACCUACCAGAGGCGCAAGAGCUCCAGCGGAGGCUCCUACAUCUCCCAUCGAUCGCUCCAUUCCUCAGCGAGGUCCAAAAGAGGAAGUACCACUUCCCACAACAGCAGCCACAAGGACGGCAGCGAGGCCGGCGUCCACCAGAAGACCCGCAAGCAGAUGCUCAUGGAGAAGCUGAGGGAGCAGCUGUUCAAAGCAAAGGCUUUCGCCAUCAAGCGGUUUUUGGAGAUCUACCUUCCCAUGAAGCAGUUCUUCUAUAACCUGAUCCACCCAGACUACAGCGCCGUCACUGACGUCUACGUGCUGAUGUUCCUCGCGGACACGGUCGACUUCAUCAUCAUCGUCUUUGGAUUCUCUGCCUUUGGUAAACACUCGUCGGCAGACAUCACCUCGUCUCUGUCGGAGGACCAGGUCCCGGGACCCUUCCUGGUCAUGGUGCUGAUCCAGUUUGGCACCAUGGUGGUGGACCGUGCUCUCUACCUCCGGAAGUCUGUCAUGGGAAAGGUCAUCUUCCAGGUCAUCCUGGUCUUUGGCAUCCACUUCUGGAUGUUCUUCAUCCUGCCGGGCAUCACAGAAAAGCGCUUCAAUAAGAACACGGUGGCUCAGAUGUGGUAUUUUGUGAAGUGCAUCUACUUCGGCUUGUCGGCCUAUCAGAUCCGGUGCGGCUAUCCCACCCGCGUGCUCGGCAACUUCCUCACAAAGAGCUACAACUAUGUCAACCUCUUCCUGUUCCAGGGGUUCCGCCUGGUCCCGUUCCUGACCGAGCUGCGGGCCGUCAUGGACUGGGUGUGGACCGACACGUCGCUGUCUCUGUCCAGCUGGAUCUGUGUGGAGGACAUCUACGCCCACAUCUUCAUCCUCAAAUGCUGGAGGGAGUCGGAGAAGAGGUACCCGCAGCCGCGAGGCCAGAAGAAGAAGAAGGUGGUGAAGUACGGGAUGGGAGGGAUGAUCGUGGUGCUGCUGAUCUGCAUCGUCUGGUUCCCGCUGCUCUUCAUGUCGCUGGUCAAGUCGGUCGCCGGGGUGGUGAACGCUCCCCUGGACGUCUCCUUCCAAAUCACUCUGGCUGGCUUCCAGCCCAUCUUCACCAUGAGCGCUCAGCAGAAACAGCUGCAGAACGUGACCAAGGCCAACUUCGACAAGUUCAUGAAGUCGUAUUUUCAAAAUGACGAGGCCCAGCAGUGGCUGGAGGGCUACAUGGCGGAGGACCUGAUCAUCGCUGAGCUCAAAGGAAACUCCAACUCUCUGUGGACCAUCAGCCCCCCCAGCAGGGACAACCUGAUCGACAUGCUAAAAUCUGAGGAGGACUUCCCCAUCACGGUGUCCUGGUCCGUGCAGAGAAACGCCACCCUCGGCGCCAAGGCUGAGACGGCAUCUGGGAAACGAGUGACGAAUCUCAGCAAGGACACCAAGCAGGAGCUCAUCAGGCUGCUGAGUGGAAGCGAGGAGAACCUGCAGGUGAAACUGACUGAAAUCUUCCCUCGUUACAUUCGAGCUCCCAGUGAUAACGACGCAAAGCCCGUCGAGCAGCUCUACAGAGACAACAAGAUGCUUGACCUGAAUGUGACUCUGAAGAGAAAUCAGAAAGCGAAUUCGUCGGAUCAGAUCCAGGAGUGGUGGAUCGUGACGCAGACAGAGCCGGGCGUCAUCAAUAUCAGCCAGAAAGCCAAGAGUGAACCAGGACUGGAGCUGUACGUGUUCAGCGACCAAGUCAGCCCGCCCAGCCUGGGCUUCCUGGCCGGAUACGGGAUCAUGGGCCUGUACGCCUCCGUGGUUCUGGUCAUUGGGAAGUUCGUGCGAGAGUUCUUCAGCGGGAUUUCCCACACCAUCAUGUUCGAGGAGCUGCCCAACGUGGACCGGAUCCUCAAACUCUGCACCGACAUCUUCCUGGUCCGGGAGACGGGCGAGCUGGACCUGGAGGAGGACAUGUACGCCAAGCUCAUCUUCCUGUACCGCUCGCCAGAGACCAUGAUCAAGUGGACCCGGGAGAAAACCCAGUGAGCCGGAGGACCCGUCACACCCACCCUGCUCUGCUUUGGUUUUUUUUCUUUUUUUACUCUUUACUGAUGUCAAACAGCGACAGAACUACAAAGUGAGCACAAUUUGCAGGAGCUGCGUUUAUCCAUCCAGAGGAUGAAGUGAGCAGCUCCACACAUCAUUUUCUUAACUUAUAAAAAUGACUCGUGCUGAAGAUGAAAGGGGAUUUUUAAAGGGACUCGUGGCUCUCCACGCCCGCCUCGGACGUUUUCACCACUGCACGGCGGGGGAGGGAACACGCUAAGUGGCUACAGCAUUACUCUUAAGGGCUUCCCACUCACCAAUCCGUGCACAAUAAUGAGCACACGGGCACAAUCUCAGAUUUUCUCCAGCUGGAUUGUGGGACUGUGCAAUACUGAGCUCCUUCCUCCACGUCUGGAGUGAAGACACGGACCAUCUCCCACCUGACAAACCUUUUUUUAAAGUCAGAAGCCACGCCGAAGCAGACAAUCUACCUUGCCUUAUUUAGUUUUUACGACGACGAACUGAAACCCCUACGAACUCCACAUCUUUCUCAGGAAGAGCUGUUUUCACAGAUAUUCGUUGUUCGUGUUAUGUGUUGGAACAUGUAGACUUUGUGGAUCCACGACGAGACUGUGGAAAAGAUGAGAACUAUUUAAAUGGCAUGAUCUAUAAUGUGUAGAGAUGGACUGAGUUUGUUCACUGGACAGUUUUCGGGGAGGAAAUGCUUUUUUUUUUUUCCUCACAGGGGAUGAAAUUAUUGCCAAUCUUCCCUGGCCGUGCGUCGCCCGCAGGUUGGCUUGAGUCUGUUUCUGCAUCAACUCUCGCACAUCACCGACGGACCUCGCCGUUCCCGACGGCCGCGCUCGGGAUCGCCGCGGCGCUCGUGGCCGUGCGUCCGGGAAGGGAAGGAGCAGAUAAAAAGAUUCCUCACUCAAAGGGCUGAGACAUGGAGCCCUUUGGUUCAAACUAUGCAUUAGAGGACAUUGUAGCAUGAGUGAAAACCUUCAUUAUUGCCAUGACUUCAUUUUCAGUACAUGUACAUAGAGGUUACAUUAAGGCGACAGGUCACUGUGGAAUGAAAUGUGAAACUGUAGCGGUAUGAUAGCGGUCCAGAGAUCUGCA
Molecule: messenger RNA, 10490 nt
Organism: Salarias fasciatus (jewelled blenny)
Lineage: Eukaryota; Metazoa; Chordata; Actinopteri; Blenniiformes; Blenniidae
Gene: piezo2b
Product: piezo-type mechanosensitive ion channel component 2b
Exons: 54
Coding region: 411-9368 (2985 amino acids)
Cellular component (GO): membrane
Molecular function (GO): mechanosensitive monoatomic ion channel activity
Source: RefSeq, a predicted model, not a curated record